GUUAAACCAGUGCUGAGCGAUGAGAGCGACUGUCAGAUCGUCGAUGAGGUGACCAGCAGUACACCGGCGACGGUCAGAGUUAGCAAACCUAAGGCCACAAUUAAUGGCCACACCUCUGGAACCAAUGGCCACAACUCUGGAACCAAUGGCCAGCGCUCACCACCGAGUGCUGCGAGCGGUGACAGUGUGGCCGCCGAUGGCGUCGAUGAAGAACAAGCGGACGAAGAGUUGAUCGCAAGUAAUGAUAACAAUACCAAUACUGAUGCGAACGAAACAAGAGUUGCUCCAAACGCUGAAGAAGCGCAAGAAGAGCGACAAAUGAACGGAACUGAUGCCCACAACAAGUCUACCACCGGUGCCGCCGAUGUGCCGUUGAUUGCUGAUAAAUCAGUGCCAAAGCCAUCGUCAGUACCUUCACCCUCACCACCAUCUGUGCCCUCUCGGCCGCUGAAUAAGCAGUUCCAGUGCUGUGUCUGCGACCAGUUGUGUGAUAAUAAGCGCGAGGUUACGGAUCAUGUGAGAUCCAUCCAUCCCAAUACUCCCAUACGAUUCAAUGUAAUUCACGCCUCACUAUAG
Medioppia subpectinata is the source of this 576-nucleotide messenger RNA. NCBI's taxonomy places the organism in Eukaryota, Metazoa, Arthropoda, Arachnida, Sarcoptiformes, Oppiidae. The record is from the annotation of a GenBank genome assembly.